CACAACUACUCCUAUUUACCAAACUAUCACCCGGUGUUCUUCCAUACAUACGAUCAUUUUUAGUUGAUAAAGGUUAUUACACAGACAUUUGAAGCUUUUGUGGUGAACCAGCUGGUAGACAUGGCGACCCUGAACUUAUCGGCAAAUGGACCUUCGAUAUCAAAGAGCUAUCAGAAUGUCGUGAACUCUUCUUUUGCGGGUUCUGACACAAAAUCUCCUACUUAUGGACAAUGGGCGAUCUUCUCUGUCUCUACACCACUCGUCAAUGCAUUCCAGAAAGAGAGUUCUAACAAAGAAAGUGUCUUGAAGGUUCAAGAUACCGGAGCCGGGGAAUUGGCGGAUCUUAUCGAUGAAUUUUCAGAAGGGAAAAUACAGUUCGCUUAUGUCAAGGUUGUAGAUCCGAACACGGGUCUUCCCAAGAAUGUUCUCAUUGCCUGGUGCGGCGAAGGUGUCCCUGAACGGACAAAAGGAUAUUUUACCAGUCAUUUGUCUGCCGUUUCGAAGUUUUUGCACGGAUACCAUGUACAGAUAACUGCUCGCUCGGAGGGAGACCUAACCGCCGAAGGAAUCAUACAGAAAGUUGGCGACUCAUCCGGCGCAAAGUACACCCCAGGUGCAGCCCAACAACCAUCCUUGACACCCAAGCCGCCGAUAUCGACGAAGCCUGUUUUCACCCCUAGCCGAACUGCUGGCAUUGAUCUGAGAGCAGGGGGAUCGGGCCCACAGCGGGUAGUCCGGAGCCAUGAUGACAAUGAUGGCUGGGGCCCUGAUGCGCCACCUGUUACUAGGACCGAACUUGAAAAGGUCCAACCUGCCUAUAAGCCGACGAAGGUUGAUAUCCAGAAACUGAGGUCAGAGACAAGAGAUGCCACGGCCGUGAAUGAAGCGCAGCGUUCUGAGGAUCGUGGCGAUAUUGUCAAAGGCGGUUACCAACCUGUUGGGAAGGUAGAUAUUGCCACAAUCCGGAAACAGGCCCGCGAAGCAGGCAACUUUAGUGAUGAUAAGCCAGAGCCUGUGCGGGGUGCAUAUGAGCCCGUCGGAAAAGUCGACAUCGCUGCAAUUCGGUCCAAAGUACAGAAGCCAAACGUUUCUACAGCUGACAACGAGCGCGGCUCUCACGAAUUGACUAAUGCAGCGCCAUCCAGCAGUUCGGAGCGUCUGAGCAGCUUACCGAAGCCGAAAGUGGCGAACAAGUUCGGUAUUAAUUCAGCGUUCGUGGGUACAAAACCGCCUCUGCCUGUUGUCCCUUCUACAAAGGCGGGCUCUUCUACCGCACAGAUUGGCAGUGCAAGCCGUACAUUUGCCGAUGAGGGUGGAAAGACGCCGGCACAACUCUGGGCAGAAAGGAAAGCUAAAGAGCGUGGACAAGAGAAUGUAUCGGCCCCGCUACCGUCGAAUGGCACCACUGCCAUCAACCAGGAAAGUGAAAGGGGGGAAUGGAAGAGUUCCUAUAGCGGCAAAACUUGGGCCCCGGUUCAGACCACAAACACCGGCAAGUCCUUCGAUAGUGACGUUCCCCAGCCGUACCAGGCGUCAGAUUCUGCUCCUACUGAGUCGACCCAAAUUGAUACCCAAACUCCCCAACCAAGUGUCAGUGCUAUCAGGGAUCAAUUUUCUCAAGGCCCUGCGCCAGAUUCUCCUCUGGUACGAGAAAAUGCCAAGAAUAGCAGCCAUUCCAUUCCUUUACCUGGCCUGCGGGUCGAUUCGCAGGACUUGGAAGCUCCUCAAGAGUCUGUAACUCGUCAAGAGCUUCCCACCCCGCCGCAACAGCCUCGAUCUCCGACCCCACCUAGUCCGGAGCGCGAAACUUCCCCAAUACGCGUUGCCCUACCCGUGGGUAAAGGACCUACUGAUGUUCACGAGGAGCAACGCUCGCCACCUGUGAUACCCAUUGGAAGUCUACAAGACGCAGUGCCCAAAGAAGAGGAGCUGGAGGAUGAUGUGCACGACAUUGGACGGGCGACGGCCCAAGCUACUGUUGGUGAUGAAAUGCAAGAAGACGGGAUCAAAGCUCUCGUACAGUAUGAUUACGAGAAAGCAGAAGAUAAUGAGAUCGAACUGAAGGAAGGCGAGUACGUUACUAAUAUCGAGAUGGUUGAUCAGGACUGGUGGUUAGGGUCGAACGCCCAGGGAGAUAGAGGUCUUUUCCCCAGCAAUUAUGUGGAGGUAGUUGCAGAUGAGGAACAGACCCAGGCGGCUUCAGGACGUCACGAAGAUACGGUUGAAUCGGAUUCUCCAGUACCUGUCACGAAAGUCACUGAAUCUCCGGCUCCGGCUCCGGCUCCGGCUCCCGUGCCAAUCAAUGAGUCUACUGCGACGGCUCUGUAUGACUAUGAAGCCGCUGAAGAUAACGAACUCAGCUUUCCUGAGGGCGCUGAAAUAACUAACAUUGAAUUCCCCGAUGAUGAUUGGUGGUUUGGUGAGUACCUUGGUAGAAAGGGGCUCUUCCCAGCCAACUAUGUGCAACUUGCGAAAUAAAUGCCGUGCAAUCCUUGUCUGCUGCAGACUCGCUGAGUGCGACACCCGAACGUGGCCGAGCAUGAAGAAAUCAACUGGCGAGGGGAAAAUAACAGAAGUAUGUCUGCGAAGGUGCAACUCUCCUUGGCAGGUUGUUGUUUGGGGGAGGGGCUUGUUUCCUGCCUUUGGUGCUUUGUAAAUGUACUUAGUAUGCACUUGUUAUCAAUUCAUAGUGUAUAGUUUCGAGCCUUUUACUGUUUGGUCAGCGGGGUCAAAUAUUU
Molecule: messenger RNA, 2738 nt
Organism: Aspergillus costaricaensis CBS 115574
Lineage: Eukaryota; Fungi; Ascomycota; Eurotiomycetes; Eurotiales; Aspergillaceae
Product: putative actin binding protein
Exons: 5
Coding region: 121-2478 (785 amino acids)
Biological process (GO): regulation of actin filament polymerization
Cellular component (GO): actin filament; cortical actin cytoskeleton; plasma membrane
Molecular function (GO): actin filament binding
Source: RefSeq, a predicted model, not a curated record